Messenger RNA from Striga asiatica, 1243 nucleotides. Lineage: Eukaryota; Viridiplantae; Streptophyta; Magnoliopsida; Lamiales; Orobanchaceae. The record is from the annotation of a GenBank genome assembly.
CUGUCAUCAUCAUUAUACUUUGUUAGAUUCCAGUCCAGGGUAAACACUUCCUUCAACCAUUGUCAACUUCAAUAGAUAAUAUCAUUCUGUCAAUUUUAGAAUAGGGAAUUACGGAACUGAUGAAAUUUGGGAAGGAAUUCAGGAUACAUUUGGAGGAAACCCUACCGGAAUGGAGGGACAAGUAUUUGUCGUACAAGCCUUUGAAGAAGCUUCUCAAAAAUAUUCCGCCCGCCGCCACCGACAAUCCUCCGCCAGGAGGCACCCUGCCGGAGCUUCACGAUUGGUUCGUUGGGAUUCUAAACGAGGAGCUCGAAAAAUUCAACGAUUUCUACGUCGAUAAGGAGGAGGAAUUUAUUAUUCGCUUCCAGGCAUUAAAAGAAAGAAUUGAGCGAGUAAAGGCCAGAGUAGGUACAGGUGGGGUGUUUACCUCGGAGAAUGAAUUUAGCCGAGAGAUGAUGGAGAUACGUAAGGACUUUGUAGCCAUUCAUGGCGAGAUGGUCCUUCUGAAGAACUACAGUUCCCUAAACUUUGCCGAAACACGGCUAACUAUGAAACUUUCGAAAAUUGAUUCUCGAGGUCUCAUCAAGAUACUAAAGAAAUACGAUAAAAGAACUGGAGGGUUAUUGAGUCUACCUUUCACUCAACUUGCCGUUCACCAGCCGUUCUUCACUACCGAGCCCCUUACAAGAUUAGUCCGUGAUUGUGAGGCAAAUCUUGAGCUCCUUUUCCCUUUGGAAGCAGAAAUUGUUGAAUCCAACCCUGCCCACCAGAAGCAAGCAAACACAUCCUCAGAAAAAAAAAUGCCACUUGGUGAGGACACUACAGAUAUUUACAAGAGUACCCUUGCUGCAAUUAAGGCCAUACAAGGGUUUAAGAAGGCAAGUUCGACAUAUAAUCCUUUGUCUUUAUCUUAUUUAUUUGGGGACCAAGAUAAUGAUAGUACAGGGGCAGUGACACAUGAAAACUCACCUUGCGACUCUUGUAGUUUGCACAAAGGUGAGGACUCCAACAAAGAUACCUGUUUGCCUAAAUAAACCUUUUCUUUUGUUUUUUUUUGUGAUUUGCUAAGUUUUAUUUCCGUGGAAUGAUAUUGAAAAAAAAAAUAAAUAACAUUUUACUACGCGGAAAUAAAAUGUAAUGCGACUUAAUGAUGGCUGUGUGGCUAAAUAUACAGUUUUCAGAUGUAUGUUUGACGUUGACAUUUGAGCUUUAUUUUAUCGAAUAUAGUAGAGCUUUCAAAUAA